Messenger RNA from Harpia harpyja (harpy eagle), 656 nucleotides. RefSeq names its product avidin-like. Gene Ontology annotation, molecular function: biotin binding. Bases 21 to 470 code for a protein of 149 amino acids. Lineage: Eukaryota; Metazoa; Chordata; Aves; Accipitriformes; Accipitridae. The record is from RefSeq and is a predicted model, not a curated record. The transcript has 4 exons.
UGCCUCGCAGCCCCGCGGCCAUGGGGAGCAGUGCCUUUGCCCUGGCCCUCGCCCUGGCCCUGGCGGUGUGUGUUACCCCUGCGGAGAGGAAGUGCCUCCUCUCCGGGUCAUGGCGGAGCGACACUGGCUGCCGGAUGGUCGUGUCCGUCCUCAGCAAGGACGGCAGAUUCUCCGGUUCCUACCUGCCGGGGCCUGCCGCCGGCAACUCUGAAAUCCUCACUUCACCACUGGAGGGGUCCCAGCAGGAUGCGAGGUUGGUCCCGCAUCCCACCUUCUCCUUCAUCGUGCACUGGCAGCUCCGAGACUCGGACACAACCCGGACGACUGCCUUCCUGGGCCAGUGCUACACAGGCACCAACGGGGAAGAGACCCUGCAUGCCCUGUGGCUCCUGCGAGAGGCGGCCGACAGCCCCACUGAGGACUGGAAAGCCACCCGGGUUGGCACCAGCAUUUUCACCCGAAUAAAAUAACAGCAAAUGGGGAAAUCCAGGACGCCCAAGACCGCAAGGAGAUGGUGCUUCCCCCAGACAGGCUCUGCCCACGCUGACGUGCUGCAUUUCAGCAGCUCUCUGCCUGCAGGUUCAUGCUUUCCCAGGCAAGUUCAGCCCAGCAUGAAGGCUGGGCACCAGGUGAAAAAUAAAAAGUUUCUGUGGCAA